This is a messenger RNA of Trichosurus vulpecula (common brushtail), 774 nucleotides long. Its product is annotated as basigin-like. NCBI's taxonomy places the organism in Eukaryota, Metazoa, Chordata, Mammalia, Diprotodontia, Phalangeridae. The coding region runs from base 1 to 774 and encodes 257 amino acids. The transcript has a single exon. The record is from RefSeq and is a predicted model, not a curated record.
AUGGGCUUCGCCCUGCUGGGCCGGCAGCUGCUGGCCGCUCUCCUCAGUGUUCUGGUGUUUGCCUUUUGGGAGGUCCGGUCCGCUGCCGCAUGGAAAACCGGGGCCGAAUGCGAGCCCCAGCCGCUCCUCACCUGCACCCUGAACCAGACGGAGGAAGACGCGCGGUUCGAGGGACACUUGCCGCAUACGUCCGGGCGCCCAUGGCUCAGGGGCGACCGGCAGCUUCAGAAGGCCGGCCUCGGCAGCCCCGCGAGCGAGGCCUUGGCUCCCACGGAGGAUCAGAACGGAGACGACCAGUGCGUUUUCCCGGGUAAGGGGACCGGCCGGAAGACGUCGAGGAGGGAGAAGGAAAGGCCCGAGGUGUUCGCUAACCCCAAGACGAAGCAGGCCCUGGAGGGCGAAGACGUGGUCCUCGUGUGCGAGAGCCAUUCCUGUCCUUCCAUUGACUGCUGGGACUGGUACCGACACCACGACGUGGAGGGCGAUGUGCUCCUGCUCAACGGCACCGGGCAGCGGGUCUUCAUCACCGAGAGUGCCCACCGCAGCGAGCUGCUUCUCCGGCGGCUGGUCGCUUCCGAGGACCCCGGCCAGUACAUCUGUGUGGGCACCAACAGCGAGGGCUACUAUGCUGCGGUGGUCCUGCUCAAGGUGCGCAGGCAACUGGCGGCGCUCUGGCCCUUCCUGGGCAUAGUGCUCGAGCUGCUGGUGCUGUUCGCCAUCAUUCUGCUUAGCGAGCGAAGUCGAAGCCGGGCCGACGAGCUCCCCGAAGUGUAG